This is a messenger RNA of Peronospora belbahrii, 687 nucleotides long. NCBI's taxonomy places the organism in Eukaryota, Oomycota, Peronosporomycetes, Peronosporales, Peronosporaceae. The record is from the annotation of a GenBank genome assembly.
AUGAAAGUUUAUUCGAUCCUUGCUGGACUUUCACUCCUCGUAGUGGAAGUCACAAGUAAGCAUCCCAACCCAAAGAAGCAUGCAGUGGCACCUGUAUUAACACCCAUGACCCGUCAAUUACCCGUCACAAAGAUGGCACGUACUUUCUUUUCUCCACCGGCAAUAAGAUCGCCAUUCACGCAGCUCCAUCCAUCACUCUCAGGUCCGUGGAAGGAUGAUCUCUGGGCUCCCGAUGUCCAGAAGGUUGGUGAUAAGUACUAUUUGUACUACGCGCUGGUGUUUACGUCCAACUUUGAGGUCAAGGAGGCUCCGUACGAGUUUGCCUACAAGGGCUUUUACUACCUUUUUUUCUCUCAAGGUGUUUGCUGCAACUAUGACAAGAAGCUACCGGCAAAGGGAAAAGAAUAUCGUAUUCUUGUGUGCCGCUCAAAAAGUCCAACGAUUUUGCUUGACAGUGAGAACCGGGAUUGCCGAAAAGAUGGCGGGGCUGUUGUGCUUGAGUCGCAUGACGCGGUAUACGGACCAGGCGGUCAGGGUGUGUACAACGACCCGACACACGGUUUAGUAUUGUACUAUCACUACGUGGACACUACCGUCGGGUAUGCAGAUGGUAAAAAGUACUCUGGCUGGAACAAGCUCGACUUUUCAAGCGGAUGGCCGACUCUGUUGCCACCCGAUGACAAGUAA